AUGGGUGUUUUUCUGAUUGUCAAUGAAAAUGAUACAAUUUCCAUGAUCGUAAGAAAUUCGAUUUGGAGAAAUGAUACCUUAUCAGCUAUAACAGCUGGAAUGGUUAAUGUAGACUAUUUGUUCUUGAUGACAGAUAUAAAUAGUGGUGGAUAUUACGGGUUACAUACAGCUGGUACUAUAUUAAUUGAUGAAGGUGCUAUAAAAGCUAUAACGAAUGCUGGACAAAAGAGUAGUUUGUUUGCUGCCGGAAUUGUGAAAUUUGAAGGAAAUUUCUCGGAAAAGAAGUUGGGUUAUGCCGGUUCCGAAUAUGUUAUUAUUCAUAAAGACAAUUUAGUCGUUAUUUUGAAAGAUCCUGAAGAUUAG
Molecule: messenger RNA, 363 nt
Organism: Funneliformis mosseae
Lineage: Eukaryota; Fungi; Glomeromycota; Glomeromycetes; Glomerales; Glomeraceae
Source: the annotation of a GenBank genome assembly